AUGCUGCUCCCGAAGGGACAAUUGUUAUUCAGGGAUGUGGCCAUAGAAUUCUCUCAGGAGGAGUGGAAAUGCCUGAACCCUGGGCAGAAAGCUUUAUACAGGGAUGUGAUGUUAGAGAACUACAGGAACCUGGUCUCCCUAGAUAUCACUUCCAAAUGCAUGAUAAAGGAUGUCUUGUCAACAGGGCAGGGCAAUAUGGAAGUGUUCUACACAGGGGCAUUGCAAAGACAUGUAAGUCAUCACAUUGGAGAUUUUUGCUUCCAGGAUAUUGAGAAAGAAAUUCAUGACAUUGAUUUUCAGUGUCAAGAAGAUGAAAGAAAUGGCCAUGAAGCACCCAUGACAAAAAUUAAAAUCUUGACUGGUAGUACAGACAGUUAUGAUCAAAGGCAUGCUGGAAACAAGCCUGUUAAUGACCAGCUUGGAUCAAGCUUUUAUUCGUAUCUGCCUGAACUCCACUUAUUUCAGAUCAAAGGUAUAAUUGCUAAUCAACUUGAGAAAUCUACUAAUGAUGCUCCCUUGGAUUCAGCAUCCCAAAGAAUUUCUUGUAGGCCUCAAAUCCGUAUUUCUAAUAACCAUGGGAAUAAUUCCCUAACUUCUUCAUUACUCACAGAAGAACAGGAAGUACACAUGAGAGAAACAUCUUUCCAAUGUAAUGAGAGUGACAAAGCCUUUACUUAUAGCUCACUCUUAAGGAAACACGAGAUAAUCAAUUUAGGAGACAAACCAUAUAAACGUGAUGUAUGUGGCAAGCUCUUUCAUCACAAGCAGUACCUCGCAUGCCAUCAGAGAUGCCACACGGGUGAGAAACCUUACAAGUGUAAUGAGUGUGGCAAGUCCUUCAGUCAGGUGUCAUCCCUUACAUGCCAUCGUAGACUUCAUACUGGAGUGAAAACUUACAAGUGUAAUGAGUGUAGCAAGAUCUUUGGUCAAAAUUCAGCCCUUGUAAUUCAUAAGGCAAUUCAUAGUGGAGAGAAACUUUACAAGUGUAAUGUAUGUGGGAAGGCUUUUAAUCAACAGUCACACCUUUCACAUCAUCAUAGACUUCAUACUGGAGAGAAACCUUGCAAACGUGAAGAAUGUGAGAACGUUUUCAGCCAGAAAUCAACCCUUGAGACACAUAAGAGAAUUCAUACUGGAGAGAAACCAUACAAAUGUAAGGUUUGUGACACAGCUUUCACGUGUAAUUCACAGCUGACUUGGCAUAGAAAAAUUCACACUACAGAGAAAACUUACAAGUGUAAUGAGUGCGGCAAGACCUUCAGUCGCAGGUCAUCCCUUCUACGCCAUCAUAAACUUUAUAGUGGUGAGAAACCUUACAAGUGUAAUGAGUGCAGCAAGACCUUCAGUCGCAAGUCAUACCUUGUAUACCAUCUUACACUUCAUACUGGAGAGAAAUCUUACAAAUGUAUGGUUUGUGACAAGGCGUUGGUGCGUAAUUCAGACCUUACAGGACAUACUAGAAUUCACAGUGCAGAGAAACCUUACAAGUGUAAUGAAUGUGGGAAGGAUUUUAAUCGACAAGCCCACCUUUCCCGUCAUCACAGACUUCAUACUGGAGAGAAGCCUUACAAAUGUAAAGUUUGUGACAAGGCUUUCACGUGUCAUUGCUAUCUGGCAAACCAUGCUAUAAUUCAUACUGGAGAGAAACCUUACAAGUGUAAUGAGUGUGGCAAGACCUUCAGUUACAAGUCAUCCCUUGUAUGGCAUCGUAGACUUCAUGGUGGAGAGAAAUCUUAAAAAUGUAAGGUUUGUGACAAGGCUUUCAUAUGUCAUUCCUAUGCAGCAAAACAUACUAGAAUUCAUAGUGGAAGGAAACCUUACAAGUGUAAUGAGUGCAGCAAGACCUUCAGUCUGAGGUCAAACCUUGUAUGCCAUCGUAGAGUUCAUAGUGGUGAGAAACCUUACAAGUGUAAUGAGUGCAGCAAUAUCUUCCGUCACUGGAUAUCCCUUGUAUGCCAUCGUAGACUUCAUACUGGAGAGAAAUCUUACAAAUAGGUUUGUGACAAGGCUUUUGUGCGUAAUUCAUACCUGACAAGACAUACUAGAAUUCACACUGCAGAGAAACCUUACAAGUGUAAUGAAUGUGGGAAGACUUUUAAUGAACAAUCACACCUUUCAUGUCAUCAUAGAACUCAUACUGGAGAGAAACCUCACAAAUGUGAAGCACGUGACAAAGUUUUCAGUCACAAAUCACACCUUAAAAGACAUAUGAGAAUUCACACUGGAGAGAAACCUUACAAGUGUUAUGAGUGUGGCAAAACCUUUAGUGAUAGGUCAACACUUAUUCACCAUCAGGCAAUUCAUGGUGUAGGGAAACUUGACUAA
Rhinopithecus roxellana (golden snub-nosed monkey) is the source of this 2325-nucleotide messenger RNA. Its product is annotated as zinc finger protein 808. Lineage: Eukaryota; Metazoa; Chordata; Mammalia; Primates; Cercopithecidae. The record is from RefSeq and is a predicted model, not a curated record. Gene Ontology annotation, biological process: regulation of transcription by RNA polymerase II. Gene Ontology annotation, molecular function: RNA polymerase II cis-regulatory region sequence-specific DNA binding; DNA-binding transcription factor activity, RNA polymerase II-specific.